UACCUACUGCCCAUCUCCGAGGACUGCACUUCCUAUCCACUGGGGAAGCAGACUGUGGUUGAGUCUUUUACCCGCCUGUCUGCUAAUGGACUGCGGUACGGCAGACAUUUAUAAGCUCGUCCUGUCAUGUGAGUCGCAUAUUGUUCCUGUUGGUGGGAUAUUGUGAAAUGAAUAUUUUUCGGUUAUUUGAAUCUGUCUAAGUGACGUUGGCUGCUCUUUGAGUAAAUCCACGAAAGCUGAUGUGUUUUGUAAUGUCGAUGUCGCCCUGGACGGACAGAUGGAUGCUGAAAUGAGAUAAGCGUCGUCUUCCCGUUCUCCACCACCACGCUGCUACAGCGCCGAGAACCCAGGCACCCAGAACACCGGAAUACAGGGAUUUAACAUUUGAUUUGGCCAGUGAGCCCACCUUAUUUCUAUAUACCCAUACAACGGUGAUGUGAGCUCAACUCGCGAAGGAGCUGUUCGUGUGUCGUUGUGCUGAUGCAGCUCUGACAGAAGUGAGCAUGGCUGCCGGAAAGUUACUGCUCUAUGCCGGGCUCUCUCUUUCUCUCUGCGCCCUGGGCAUGCUGGCCGUGGCGAUGUGGUCCGACCACUGGUACGAAACGGACGCCAGGAGGUACAGGGAGCGGUGCCGAAGCUUCUCCAGCCGCCGCAAGGACCCAGGCUUUAUCUACAUCCCCAACAACAGCCUGCCGCUGCGAGCCAGCCGCAAGGACCCAGGUUUUAUCUACAUGCCCAACAACAGCCUGCCGCUGCGAGCCAGCCGCAAGGACCCAGGUUUUAUCUACAUGCCCAACAACAGCCUGCCGCUGCGAGCCAGUCGGAGCAGCCUGCCCCGCCGGGAGGAGAAGCUGCUGCUGGCCCGGAACCGACGGCAGCUGUUUGCCAUUAGCGCCGCGGAUGAGUGUAGCAGGCAGUAUAACUCGACUAACAUGGGGCUGUGGAGGAAAUGCCAUCGUCUCGGCUUCGACCAAGAAAUGGAGGACCGCAUCCGGAAAGGUUCCAUCUCAAGAUGCUCUUACGUCAAGUAUCACUACUCCUCUGCUACAAUACCCAAAAACCUCUCCUUCAACAUCACCAAGACAAUAAGGCAGGAUGAGUGGCACUCACUCCACUUGCGGCGAAUGACAGCAGGAUUCAUGGGCAUGGCAGUGGCCAUUAUCCUGUUCGGUUGGCUCAUUGGCGUGCUCGGCUGCUGCUGGGACAGAGGUCUCAUGCAGUAUGUGGCAGGCCUUCUCUUCCUCAUGGGAGGAACUUUCUGCAUAAUCUCGCUCUGCACCUGUGUUGCCGGCAUCAACUUUGAGCUUUCACGUUACCCUCGUGACCUAUAUGGCCUAACUGACGACAUUGGCCACGGCUAUGGCUGGUCCAUGUUCUGCGCCUGGGGAGGCCUCGGCCUCACCCUCAUCGCUGGAUUCUUCUGCACCCUGGCUCCCUCAGUCCAGCCGAUACCCCAAUCCACUUGCUCCAAACCGCGAUCGGAGAACGGCACUAUCUGCUAAAGCUGACAACUGAAGACUGAACCACAGAUUGGUCGCAAACAAACUGAAAAACUAUUCCUUGUUUCCUUUCUUCCACUCGUCUCUAAAAUUAAAUGAAUCUCCAGUCUCUUCUGAAUACAGAUUCUUUUUUUAUUUGUGUGUUUAAAAUGGAUGUCCUGACAAUAUGCUAUAAUGAAGAAAAACUGAAGAACUAAAAAAAAAUAUCCUCAGAAAUGUGGCAGUUGUUUGUUUUUAUGGAGCAGUUACUGAAAAGGCCCUUGACCAAGAAAGAUUACGAGGACACUGAAAGACAACGUACAAAGACUAAAAAUUGCUUCUAUUAAGGGGUCUACUGUGAUUUUGGUGAACUCCAUGGAUCAGCAGUUUUGCAGGGGUGUCAGAUUGCUAUGAUUGUGUUUCUUGCUGACUUGGUGUCUUUGAGCAUCAUGUGUUCAUAAGAGAAUGGACCAUAUGUAAAACCAUAUAAUUUACUUCGUUCGGAUCAUAAUUUGUGGCCAUCUAUUAACUUUCAAUAAUCCAGCGCUUCAGUGAGGGACAUGCAGGAAGUGAGGAGAUCCAUGAUUUGCAGUGUUUUGUACAUUGAUGUACAGAAUAUUCCAUAGAAGUGACAAACCGGAACUUUUCUGUUGAACCAGUUUCAUUCUGGUGCAUUUCCUUCUGUCCAAUGAUCCCAUCUGCCUUUUAACAUUUUCUAUAUUGAUUCCUCUUUCAUUCAAAGUGUGUAUUUCCUUUUUACCUUACAUUUUACGUUAAAUAAUUUCCAUCUGAGUGUUUCCAUCCAUUCCGGUCAUUGAGGUAAAUGUGUGAGUGUUGAAGGGCUGUUUUGCAGAAAAACAAGACUAUUAUUACCCAGUGAAACCCUGUCUUGUGGAUGUAUAAAUGCAGUAGCUUUGAUUAAUUGAACAAUUGAAGAGCAGUGGUAUCCAGUUCAAUACACCUUUUUUCACACGGCAAAAAGAAUAGUUUACACAUUAGAUGUACAUUAGCAUAAUAUUGAAUAUUUUGAUGUUCCCAGGAUCAAAACACUGCAGCUAGUUUUACGGGUUUUUAAAAGCACACAUACAUACAUCCAGUCAUCACACUACCGAAUAAAAAAGCAAACAGUGAAAGGUAGUGUGUCUACAGUCAAUGUUUUCCUCAAUCUGUUGAAAAUAAAAAAUAAUCCAAAAGAAAAACAUCAGCUGCAAUCUGUACGAGAAUAAUGCGUGCUACAUACAAUUUGGUUCCUUUUUUCUGCAAAGAUAUAAGUUGCUUUUCUUUCUGGAUGUGUUAUCUGUGGAUGUAUAUAUUCAGUAUUAGAUUGUGGACUAUCAACCUUUUUUUGGACCUGGGCACUAGCAAUCAGGUCAGCAGUAGUCAUUGCAAAGCUCUCGCAAUAUGGUUAUGAUCUCAACUAUUGAUAGGUUGAUUGAUUGGUAGUCAAGAUAACAAUGAUAUUAUUAUUUAUAAAAACAAAGACUCAGUUACAUCUCCUUA
Molecule: messenger RNA, 2978 nt
Organism: Gasterosteus aculeatus aculeatus (three-spined stickleback)
Lineage: Eukaryota; Metazoa; Chordata; Actinopteri; Perciformes; Gasterosteidae
Gene: tmem178bb
Product: transmembrane protein 178Bb
Cellular component (GO): membrane
Source: RefSeq, a predicted model, not a curated record